Eleginops maclovinus (Patagonian blennie) is the source of this 3204-nucleotide messenger RNA. Its product is annotated as B-cadherin-like. Gene Ontology annotation, biological process: cell morphogenesis; adherens junction organization; cell-cell adhesion mediated by cadherin. Lineage: Eukaryota; Metazoa; Chordata; Actinopteri; Perciformes; Eleginopidae. The record is from RefSeq and is a predicted model, not a curated record. Gene Ontology annotation, cellular component: adherens junction; catenin complex; plasma membrane. Gene Ontology annotation, molecular function: calcium ion binding; cadherin binding.
UGCAUGACUGACUGACUGGGGUCACCUUUACCACCUUUGUUUUUUCACCAACAUUUCACUGAUAAAAUCAAACAACCACCCAGUUAGCGCCGUUGGGAGCAAGGUGAGUAAACACCACAGAGCUGGCAGGCUGCCAUUGGAACAAAGCAGCAGACCCAGCGCAAUGACAGAGGAAGAUCUGUAGGAUUUCUACACUAACGGAGAUGAUGACCAACAAAAUGGAUUUAAGUCUGCCCUUAUUGCUGUGCCAAAUCCAGUGUUUUGCCUUUCUGGCUGCAGCAGAAAUGUUGCCAUGCUGCUUGAACAACAGAAUCAACAGCUCGAAUAAUGACAUCACAAGAAGCACAGAGCUAGAGAAUAACUCUGUUCUGGUCCUGGAGCAGCUCCCCACCAUUGAGUUUGCAAAAGUGUCUGGCAGUUUGAAACGUAAAAGAGAGUGGGUGAUUCCGGUUAUUCACUUUCCAGAAAAUGACAGGGGGCCAUAUCCCAAAUUAGUGGUGAAGAUCAAGUCAAACAAUGACAACAAGGUGGCGAUUACCUACAGAAUCACAGGACCAGGGGCUGACCAGCCCCCCGAGGGUGUCUUUACUGUCGAUUGGAGAUCUGGGGUGUUGUAUGUGACGCAGCCUCUGGAUAGGGAGAGUACAGCCAAAUACACGCUGUUGGCCCAUGCACUGAAUGAGGGCGUAAAGGCUGAGGAGCCCAUGGAGCUCAUUAUCAACGUCAUUGACCAGAAUGACAACGCUCCAGCAUUCACUCAAAAUCCUUUUUAUGGCAGAGUGAGCGAAAGCGCGAACACUGGGGAGUCUGUCAUAAAGGUUAUAGCAGUGGAUAAAGAUGACCCACAGACAAACAAUGCUAUGGUUAGAUAUAGGAUAAAGGCUCAGACGCCCUCUGAGGACAUGUUUGACAUAAACCCAGUGAGUGGGGUGAUCAGGGUGAAGGCAGGUGGACUGGACAGAGAGACUCAGCCAGAGUACAAGCUGGACAUUCAAGCCGCUGACAUGGAGGGAGAUGGGCUAACCACCAGCUGCACCGUCAUCAUUACUGUCACUGACAGCAACGAUAAUGCUCCACAAUUCACCAUCACAUCUUUAUCAACAUCAGUCCCUGAGAAUGAGGCUGGAGUGGAGAUAAUAAGACUAAAGGCCACAGACAGGGAUGAGUUAGGAUCUCCAAAUGCCAACACCAUAUACUCAAUAAUCAAAGGCGACGACAGGGGAGACUUUAACAUCACUACAGGCUCCAGUAAAAUGGAGGGAAUCCUCAAAACAGCCAAGGAGCUGGAUUUUGAGAGCAUCCCUGUCUUUACUCUGCUGGUCGUGGUGACAAAUGAGGUGCGGUUUUCUGGACAAGUUUCAACCUCGACAGCCACAGUGACGGUUAGAGUUGCGGACAAAAACGAGCCUCCUGUUUUCAGUCCAGCAGAGAUUCAUGUGAGCAUCUCAGAGGGUGUGAAAGCAGGGAGUUCCGUGGCUGACCUCAAAGCAAAUGACGCAGACACAGCCAGGAAACAGAGCAUUAGAUAUAAACUACACAAUGACACUGCCAGGUGGCUGAGUAUUGAUAAAGACUCAGGAUCUGUCAAAGUUAAAAGCAACAUGGACAGAGAAUCACACUACGUCACAGACGGCAAAUACACAGUCCUAGUUUUAGCUUACGACAAUGAUACCAUCCCAGCAACAGGGACGGGUACUCUGGUUGUGACUUUAUUAGAUGUGAAUGACCAUCAUCCUAAAAUCAAGCAGACGAGAGCCAGUCUAUGCAAUAUCGACCCUUUUCCUGCCCUGCUGGAUAUCGUGGAUCUGGACGGACCUGGUCAUGCUGGGCCGUUUACUGUGGAGCUUCAAGGAAAGCACAGAAUCAACUGGACUAUCAGCACCAAUUCCACAACGGAUGUGGCAGCCCUGGCUCCUAAACGGGAUUUGCCACCUGGAGACUAUAACGUGCUGAUACGUGUUUAUGAUGUAGGCAUGAUCUACCAAGACAGCACACUGGAUGUAGAAGUGUGCCAGUGUCAAGGUGCUGUCUCUACCUGCUUCAUCCAACGCUCUGCCCCUCAUCUGCACCGCUCCUCUCUCGCAACAUCAGUUCUGGGAGCAAUCUUUGGUCUUCUGCUGUUGCUCUUGCUGCUGCUGCUGUUUCUGAAAAGAAGGAGGAGGUCAGAAAAGGAUUAUCCUCUUAUGGACGAUGUACCUAGGGACCACAUCUUCUGCUACGAUGAGGAGGGGGGAGGUGAAGAGGACCGGGAGUAUGACCUGGGUCAGCUCCACAGAGGGCUGGAUAACCGUCCUGAAGUCUUCUGCACUGAUGUGUUUCCUGCUGUCCAGAGCCACCCGUCCUACCGCCUACAACUCCAAGACAAUGAAGAGAUUUUCAAUUUAAUUGAGGACAACGUGCAUGCUGCAGACAGUGACCCCGCAGCUCCUCCUCAUGACUCUCUCCUGGUGUUUGACUACGAGGGUGUGGGCUCAGACGCAGGUUCGCUCAGUUCAGUCGACUCCUCAGAUUCGGAUGAGGAGCAGGACUUUCAGAGCCUGAGCCUGUGGGGGCCGCAUUUCAGCAGGCUGGCUGACCUGUACACGGGGGGGAUAGACAAUGACACAGAAACACUGCCAGGAAUAACAGAAUGGGUCUGACAGAGAUCUUUUAAAUAUGUGUCCAUCUGCUCGAGGACCUCACAGUUCCGUCUUUCUGUUGCCUUCUGUGGCUUUUUGGAUGAGAUGCUCGUCUUCUGUUAAAGUGCUAUUCUUAGCAUUCCUGGCUUUUUUCAAUGCUGUAAAUCAUCUGGUAAACAAUGACAUUUACAAACUAAACCAUAUUUAAUAGAAUGUGUGUUCUGAGCCUUUGGGGAUGUUGUCACAUUGUUCAAACUACACCUCAGAUAUUUUGUAUUUUAUUAUAUUAUAAGUAAUCAGUAAAUUUGUAUUUUAGCCAAGUUUUCAUUAAAUCUAUUAUUAUAAUUUAUUUAUUUCCUUUUUCAAUGUUCUUUACCAUUGCUCUGCCUGAGUAGAUCAGGCUAUAAAAACAAUACCAUAUUUCUCUUUUGAUUAUGCAUUUAGGUUUACCCUCAUCUUAUCCUGUUUGUUAACGUUUUAUGAUUAAGUUAAAAGAAUUCAAGUUUGUAAUCCUAUCAAAACAUUUGUUUUAGUACAUAAAACAAUUUAUAUCAUGCUAUUUGAAUAAAGAGGCUAAGUUGCGGAA